AUCUCUUCCUCUCUUUCUUUUCCCCUCCACCCGCCGCUCCUCCCGCUCUUCCGUUGGCGUGGACUUAGGCCCCUCCUCGUCCCGCAAUCUCCUUUACUCUAGGGUUAUCUCUCGGGUCCCUCCCCCCGGUUUCGUAGUAGAUUUCUGUGCAUAGAGGCAUCAUGGUGUCGGGCAGCGGAGUGGUGAAGCAGACCAUCGUGGUGGACGCGCGCCACCACAUGCUGGGCCGCCUCGCGUCCAUCGUCGCUAAGGAGCUCCUUAACGGCCAGCAUGUCGUGGUGGUGCGGUGCGAGGACAUCUGCCUGUCGGGCGGGCUGGUGCGCCAGAAGAUGAAGUACCUGCGCUUCCUGCGCAAGCGCAUGAACACCAAGCCCUCCAAGGGCCCCUUCCACUUCCGUGCGCCCUCCAAGAUCUUCUGGCGCACUCUCCGCGGCAUGAUUCCGCACAAGAUUCCCCGCGGUGCGGCUGCCCUGGACCGCCUGAAGGCCUUCGAGGGCAUCCCCGCGCCGUACGACAAGAUGAAGCGAGUCGUCAUCCCCGACGCGCUCAAGGUGCUGCGGUUGAAGCCGGGCCACAAGUUCUGUCUGUUGGGCCACCUCUCGCAUGAGGUUGGCUGGCACUACUGGGAUGUUGUCAAGGAGCUGGAGGCGAAGCGCAAGGCGGAUGCUGCGGACUUCUACAAGGAGAAGAAGGCAACAAACAAGGCCCGUGCGGAUGCUGUGAAGAGUGUGUUGGCAGCUGAUGCUGACCUUAGUGCCACGUUGGCAGCUGUUAGCUAUUAGGUUGCUUGUUGCAUAAUUGAGAUGAGCAGAUGAGCAACCCUUCAAGCUAUAAAGAAAGGCGUUUGAAGUAGUUCAUAAUAUCACUUCAAUUUUGUUUUGAGGUAUAGUGUCCUACUCUAGUGGAGGGUGGGAUGGAAAUGAGUUUGGGCGUCA
Closterium sp. NIES-67 is the source of this 935-nucleotide messenger RNA. Lineage: Eukaryota; Viridiplantae; Streptophyta; Zygnematophyceae; Desmidiales; Closteriaceae. The record is from the annotation of a GenBank genome assembly.